AUGACAAGAAGACGAAAUCUUAGACAGCACAUUGAAGAAUUUUCUGGAAACACUACUUUUCAUGGAGCUCAUUUUGUCCUUGGAGCUGACAGAGGGAUAAUUCGUCGAGUUUUCUGGUUGCUCUUGAUUCUGACAGGUUUGGGUUUCCUGACAAAACAACUAGUAGAAAGUUAUAACAAGCUACAAGCAAAGGAGCAUGUUAUUACUAAAGAGAUGMUUUCUGUCGAAGAGAAUGGGUUAAAGUUCCCGGCUGUUACCAUAUGCAAUGCCAACAUGAUGCGAGGAAGCAAAAUCGAAAAGAGCUAUGGCGCCGAUGCAAAGGCUUAUUUGGACCAACUGAACCCUUUAAGUAAAAUGCUCUCAAUUCCAAWCAAGACUUUGGACAGCUCUUUUGAUAUUAAGAAAGCCGUCCUACGGUUUGGCCACAAAGCGGAUGAUAUGAUAAGACGUUGCGCUUGGGAUGGGAACCUUUGCAGCCACCUCAACUUUACCACACGUUUUUCGCAAAUUUAUGGCCUUUGUCACACAUUCAACUCAGGAAAAGACGGGCAUCCGCUUCUCUACUCAACGUCUAUCAGACGAAGCCACGGACUUCAUAUGGUGAUCGAUAUCGACAAAUUCGACUACUAUGGCAUUAUGAGCUACUUAAACCCCGGAAUAAGAAUGGCAAUCCACGGUCAAGACGAGGAGCCUAUGAUAGAGGCUGAUGGGAUCGACAUUAUGCCAGGUCACAUGACAGCAAUAAAAAUCCAAAACACAGAAUACAUCAGUCUUAGGGCUCCUUACAAGUCAGCAUGUGGUGGAAAAGAUCUUAAGACUUCCAAGGUUUACACGCAAAGCAGGUGUCUUAUGGAAUGCAGUACACGUAAAGCAAUUCAAAAGUGUGGUUGCAUACUGCUGGGAAUGUCUGAACUACCAGAGUUCAAUGGCACRAAAUAUUGCACCCCAAAUGAAAUGAUCUCUUGCGGAUUAUUUUUGAAUGCCAGUGAAGUGGGGGAUUCCGGUYAYGUAYCGAAURUUUUGUUCRAAUUUCUCAUUAAAUCUGAUACUUCAUUUUUGAGUGGUAAUCCAAAGGAAUGUGUCUGCCCAAAAAAUUGUACUCAUAUCGCGUACAAAAUCGCUCAAAUCAACGCCGUGUCGUUAAUUUCCGAUUCUUUUUGGAAGGAAUUUUACAAAAAUAACGUUAAAGCUAUGAAAUCAGACAAGGCUUAUUUUGGGGAUAAUCUGGCACUUUUGGUACUACAAUAUGAUGAUCUSUAUACACACAAGUCAACUGAAAGAGAAGCAUAUGACAUCAAUGACUUUGGAUCGGACGUUGGUGGCUAUCUUGGCCUGUUCUUGGGAUGCAGUAUUUUGACCGUUUUCGAAGUAUUUGAUUUCAUCGUAAACUUCCUCUUUGGAAAGCAGAAAAAUAAGAAUGAAGUUGGGCAAAGCAACGAGAACAAUGAAGCUGAUCUAUCCGUAGAGCCGAUUUCAUGAAGCGGUGRCUAUCUUUGUCUYUUUUUGGAAUGCAGUUUUACGAACUAUUUUCGAAAUAUUUGCCGGAUGCGUAAAAUGGAAAACAUAAAACUAAUUAAGAGAUCGGAUUUCAUUCUAAGGAAAUAUCGUAUACAUCGGCAUUAAAAUGUUCAUAGAUAAAAUGACAAUGUAUAGCCGACAAUAUAAUGAUAAAAUUCUUUUUAAAGAG
Messenger RNA from Exaiptasia diaphana, 1687 nucleotides. Its product is annotated as acid-sensing ion channel 1-like. Gene Ontology annotation, biological process: sodium ion transmembrane transport. Gene Ontology annotation, cellular component: membrane. Lineage: Eukaryota; Metazoa; Cnidaria; Anthozoa; Actiniaria; Aiptasiidae. Gene Ontology annotation, molecular function: ligand-gated sodium channel activity. The record is from RefSeq and is a predicted model, not a curated record. The coding region runs from base 1 to 1479 and encodes 492 amino acids. The transcript is spliced from 8 exons.